UCUGUCCUCCUGCAACCGGCACAUAACAGCAGCAAGAAAGACACUUCACAGAUAAAUGGGAGCCUCUGUGGAGCUGCUUCAGAGGAGCAGCAAGAGUCCUGCCUCCACAGCCGCAGCUACGCCUGCUCAUGCAUUAUGCACACUCAUGUGGGAACAUUGUCCCCCCAAAGCCAGAAGCAGAAAACAAGCUGGAGAGGGAUGAAGCUAUGGUGCUGCCUCAGCCUGUUUUACCCCCUAGGUCCAGCCAAGCUUCACCACUGCCUUCAGCUCCUGACAGCAGCUGCAGGGAUCUACCAGGAGAAAAUGAGGCCCAAAGGAACCGGUCUGCGUCAGGAGCCACCACAAAGCAGGACAUGUAUAUUGCAAUGGAUCGGUUCUGUGAGAUGCCCCAUGGCCACUCAGACUCUAAAAUUAAGCGGAAUGAACGGGAAGCCCCAGCCAAGAUUGCAGCAGACGUACGGGAAGUGGAGACUGACAGGUGUUUCAUGUGUUCAGCAGUAAUGCAGAGUGGUGGAGAAUAUGUGAAGUUCUGCAAGGACACGUUCUGGUUGGAGCCGCAUUCGGAUAAACUGAGAAAGCAGCUGGAAGAUGAACUGACCCUGAACAGCACCAACCUGAGGAGCCACGCCUGGUACCAUGGUCCAGUCCCCUGGGAGGUGUCUGAGAGUCUUGUGGCGAACCAAGGCGAUUUCCUCAUCAGAGACUCUCAGUCCAGUCCUGGAGACUUUGUUCUUACCUGCCACUGGGAGCAAAAGAUUCUCCACUUCCUCAUCAGGAAGACUGUGGUUCAGUCUAGUGAGACGUUCACCCGGGUCCAGUUCAGCCUGGAGCACAAGACUUUUGAUUCUGUCCCAGCCCUGGUUCACCACCACGUGGGCAGCAACUCGGCUCUGACACGGUGCAGUGGAGCUCAGAUCCAUCGACCUGCUAACAGGACGCUGCCCAUCAGUUUCCUGGAAGAGGCUUUCUGCACCACUGGCGGCCCACAAUGUCACCAGAAGAGUGAGGAGGAGGAGGAAGAGAGGGUCCAACCAAAUAGUCCUUCAUUUCCUCAGCAUAAAAGGACAGAAGAGCAUAAUAGCACUGGGAAGCCCUACUUCUCCUCUCCAUACACCUCACCGUCCAAAAAUCCAUUCAGCAGCCAAGCACUGAGCUUGAGUCCAUCUCCAGACGUUUCAAAGUGCUCAGUCACAACUGGACCUUACUCCUCACCCAGUACCAUGCUGCACAGACAGUACCUCAGAAUACCGGCCAUGACGCAGGACUCUCCCCCCGCCUCUUAUAAAGAUGGAAGUGCCUACACCCAGCCGCAUCCACAGACCUUUGUGAAAAGGCUGCAGGCGAUGGAAUGCUCAAUGAGCGCUGGCCCACGGAGGCUGGAUGAUGGGAACGUGUUCUUGCCGGUGGUGGAGACAGUUUCUAGUUUCAAACCUAGCAAGUACCGAUCACAGCUGAUAUCCAGAGAGAAUAAGCCUCUGGAGGUAAGCAUCCUGAGGAGGGUGAAGGAGCUGCUUAUGGAGGUCGACCCCAGGAAGGCAGCCAGACACAUCACCAAGAAUGACUGCAUGUUAGCGAGAAUUAUGGAGGGGACUUUGGAGAUGCAAAAGAUGAUGGGUGUAGGUUCUGGGAUGGAGUUACUUACAUUACAACACGGUCAACAGCUGAGACGGGACCUGCUGGAGAGGUUUCACACCAUGUCCAUCACAUUGGCCGUGGACGUGUUGGGCUGCACAGGGACAAAUGAAGAGCGGGCCGCUCUGCUUCAUAAAGUCAUCCAAAUUGCUGCAGAGCUAAAGACCACCAUGGGCAACAUGUUUGGCUUCGCCGCUGUCAUGAGAGCUUUGGAGAUGCCGCAGGUUUCUCGUCUGGAGCAGACAUGGAUGGCGUUACGGCGGCGGCACACCGAGGGCGCCAUUCUUUAUGAGAAAACUCUGAGACCAUUUCUCAACAGCCUGAACGAUGGAAGAGAAAGCUGUCCGCUGUCCAACACCACCUUCCCCCACGUCCUCCCCCUCCUAAAUCUGCUGGAAAAGACCUCAGCGAUGGGUGAGGGGAUGGGGCCAUGGGAGUGUGGAGAGGUUAAUGUGGAUGCGGUCAUGUUCCACCUGGGAGCAGCGAGGACCAUUGCUCAGCUAGGGGGUAUUUACCGCAGCAAUGCUGAGAGCAAAUUACAAGGUUUCCAGGAGCAGAGCGAGAUCCGGGAGCUCUUCCUGACUGACUUCCAGAUGAGGCUCCUGUGGGGCAGCAAAGGAGCUGAAGAGAACCAGACUUUCAGAUUCUCCAAGUUCCACCAAGUGCUGACCACGUUGUCCAACAGGCUUGAACCUCCGGCCAGACGAGUCUAAUCCCUCACACAAAUCCUCAAGACCCCGCCUACAUUUAUUUGUUUGAAUGGGACAUGAUAUUAUGGAGAAAGAGUUUUGUUUUGCAUUUUAAAACUUAUUUCUUGCUCAAAUCUGUACACCAACCCCAUCUCUGAGAACAGAACAGACUUGUGGAUAAAUUAUUGUUUGACCUAAAUGAUUAAUAAAGAAGCAGCAAAAACCUUUUAUUUUAAGGGUUUAUUAUAGAUUAUAGAAACAUAUGCUGCAAAAUAAUGAUUUUACAAAAUUUCCUGUUACAUUUGAUCUAAUUUAACUAACAGCUGAGGUUAUAGUUGAUGGACAUGAACCCUUUAGAAAGUGUGAUAUGUUACAGUGAUCAAAGAAAGGUCUGGUCUUAUAAUAACCCAAAAGCCUCAGUUGACAUGUAUUUCUGUCAAGUCAAAUUGUACAGCCAGUCACAAAAUAAUGCAUUUACAUGUCAGUAGUUUUAUUCUAUCAUGUGCUGAUGUGAAUUUAGAUAUGUGAGGUGAUGUUUAAUAUAAUCUUAUGCUGUUUUUAAAAAUAAAAGAUAAUAUGCUACUUAAGAGUGAAGUGAUCGAACUGACAAAUAAACAGAAAAUAUGGUUUUGUCAUGA
This is a messenger RNA of Nothobranchius furzeri (turquoise killifish), 2959 nucleotides long. RefSeq names its product SH2 domain-containing protein 3C. The record is from RefSeq and is a predicted model, not a curated record. NCBI's taxonomy places the organism in Eukaryota, Metazoa, Chordata, Actinopteri, Cyprinodontiformes, Nothobranchiidae. Gene Ontology annotation, molecular function: phosphotyrosine residue binding; guanyl-nucleotide exchange factor activity. Gene Ontology annotation, biological process: small GTPase-mediated signal transduction; positive regulation of peptidyl-serine phosphorylation.